Messenger RNA from Schistosoma bovis, 991 nucleotides. Lineage: Eukaryota; Metazoa; Platyhelminthes; Trematoda; Strigeidida; Schistosomatidae. The record is from the annotation of a GenBank genome assembly.
ACACUUCACCAGAUGAAAUCAAGGUACUGAGAGUGGUUCUUUCUCUUGAAUCAUGACGAUUUCAUGAAGGCGUUAUUUUAUAUAGUCAACUUAUUCUUAAAUAAUGAGUCAAGAUUCUACUAUUUUACAUUUUAUACAGCUACUAUUUCUAUCCAAACAUAUACCUAUUUACUUAUAUUUCCUUAGCAAAAUGUACAACUUAAAAAUGACAGUAAAUAAUCGCUGAUUGAUCUGCUUAAUAAAUUCAAACAAUAACUAGAUAAUUUGUUUAAGCUAUCACAGAAAAUGAGAAGGACUAAUGUGACUUUACCACAAUAGUAUAUCUAUCUGAAUAUGGUACAAGAAUUUAGUUGCUAAGAGAAAUAUUGAUGACAAUUCAACAUUAGCUGAAUGUGAUACAUGCUUAGCAGGGAUGAAUUUGGUUCACUACAUUCUUUCAGAAAAUUAUUGGGUAGAUAUUUAUAUGAUUGCAGCACAACAAUUAUGUCAGUCUAUUCCAUCAGAAAGUCUAAAAAACACUUGCUUGAAAUAUGUGAAUAAUUACCUUAAUAAUACUUUGAACAUACUGGCUACAGCAGUGAAUCCUGAUUACAUUUGCAAGGCAUUACAAGCUUGUGCAAAUGAUACAAAUUCUUUAACUGCUCGAAACUUUGGAGAUAGUAUAUUGUGUGAAGAAUGUAAAUUUGUUUAUAGUAAAAUACAAAGUAUUUUUACUGAUCAAACAGAAACUAAACAAAUGAAAUCUUCAUUGAAAGUGAUAUGUUUACUUUAUGCUUCAGACGAAUCAAAAUGUAAUAAAAGCAGAUCAAUCAUGUUAUACACUUUGCUCUUUCCUAAAACUUUACAAACUUAUCUUGCAUUAAGUGGAUGUUACAUGUUUCCUAAUAAAAAAAAUUGUGUGUCAUUUUUUUUCUUUCUACUUUUGAUGUACUUUCAAGGUGUUACCGCAUAUGAGUCUAUAAACGUUUACCUUAUAAAUCACAAUCUUUAA